Molecule: messenger RNA, 2809 nt
Organism: Ruditapes philippinarum (Manila clam)
Lineage: Eukaryota; Metazoa; Mollusca; Bivalvia; Venerida; Veneridae
Product: protein artemis-like
Exons: 16
Coding region: 153-2726 (857 amino acids)
Biological process (GO): interstrand cross-link repair; protection from non-homologous end joining at telomere; double-strand break repair via nonhomologous end joining
Molecular function (GO): damaged DNA binding; 5'-3' DNA exonuclease activity
Source: RefSeq, a predicted model, not a curated record
GAAAAACGCUCAUUGCAAUUUGAAGGUGAAUAAUGUUUUAAUUAAAUUUCUGGAUAUAUUGCAAUUGUCACACCUUUGACAGGUUUACCCAGGGAUGAAAGGGAUUAAAAGGAUACAGUGACAGUUUUUGUGACAAUUUCUUCCAUAAAUUAAUGAGCAAGAUGAGUUGUUUUGGAGGACGCAUGCAGGAAUAUGACAGGAUUUCCCUGGAUCGUUUUGAUGGAAGAAACCUACAGUCCACUGUUUAUUUCCUGUCACAUUUACACGAAGAUCAUACUGCUGGACUUGCUGAAAAGAUUUUUUGCAAAAGAUUAAAAUCCAAUAAAGACAUUUUCCUGUACUGUUCUGAAGUCACACAGGUACUGUUGGUGGCCAGCAAGAAAUACAGACAUCUGAAACCUUAUAUAAAAGGAUUGAGUAUAAAUACACCAACUACUUUAGAUAUUCCUGAUCCACUUUUUGAAGAGAAAGAGAAGAUCACAGUUACAUUGCUGCCUGCAUUUCAUUGUCCAGGAAGUGUGAUGUUUUUGAUCGAAGGUGCAGAAGGCACAGUGCUAUAUACAGGGGAUUUCAGAUGGGAACAUUUUAACAUAGAACAGAUGCAUCAUCUCCAGUCAGGAGAAAGUGUAAAAAAGAUAAAGAGUUUAUAUGUUGACACUACAUUUUGUUCCCCUGAGAAUUUAUACAUACCAAGUCGACAGCAGUGCAUAGAUGCUGUAUGCCAGUUGGUACAUGAAUGGACUUCCAUUAGUCCAAAACAUAUUGUAAAUAUCUAUCUACGAGCACAGUUUGGGCAUGAACCAUUGCUGAAUGCUGUAGCCUCAAGACUUAAUAAAAAGGUCCAUGUAAAUAAUCAUAAAUUUGGAAUAUAUAACAGAAUACAGGAAUUUCAUGGUAACUUCACAUCAGAUGGGCUAAACACUCAACUACAUGCCUGUGAUAAAAAUUGUAUGAUAGAAGUUGAUGGUGAAGAGGUUUUAUGUAGUGAAACACAUGAUGCAGAUAAAGUUCUAGCUAUACUACCUACCACCAUGUACUUCACACAGUUCUCACACCUCACCCUUGAUAAGAUUAUAAAGAAAAUAAAUAGCAAUUUUUUCAGAGCUUGCUAUUCCUUCCAUUCCUCAUACACGGAGGUAAAAGACCUGAUAUCAUACCUGAAACCAGAGAGAGUUUUUCCAAAUGUCAAACCCCCUUCUGAUAGCUCAUUGGCUGUGACACAACAUAGAUUAAAUACAAUGCUAAAAGAAUGCAUGGAAACUGGGGCAGGGGAGAUAAUUCAAGAACAAGAGGUGAAGGAGCUUGGCACUCUGAAGACAAGAUCAGGAAGACAAAUAAAUAAGAGAAAGGAAAGAGAAUCUACAAGUGAUGCAGAAAGCCUCGACUUUGGUACCCCUGUAAAGUCUGCAAAGUUAAGUUCUUUAGAGGCUGGGGAACCAGUGAGUCCUGCAAGUUCUACAUCAACAAAAAAAGGGCGUGGGCGAGGAAGGGGCAAAGGGAAGACAGAGACAGUCUCUCAACCUGGUGUUGGAACAAGGCGUAGCACAAGAAGAUCAGCGGCAACAUCCUCCCCUCAAAACACAACUCCUAAGAAGUUAAAGAAAUCUGAAAGAUCUCCGACACCAGAUUUGUUUUUGACCCCUGUAAGUGACAGCAUUGAUCAGCAGUCAUCAUUCUGUGGUAGUGAGAGAAGUGAUAGUGAACUCAGUCUUUUCUCCAGUCAGAAAAGUAUUGAUCUUCCAGUGAGUGCUGACACUGGGAGUAGUUGGACAGCAGGUAGUUUCCUUGCUGCAGUUAGUUCUAGCAGUGAAGAUGACACUGGUGCUGGCAGAUGUUGUAUGUUUGAUGAUGAAGAACAGACAGAUGAACAUUUUGAAGAUCGUUGUCUAUUCACUGAUACUGAAGAGGAAGAUCUUACUUCUAAGGAAUCAGUUAGUCCUCAAGAUGAUGUAGAUACUGAUCACAACCAGGCUUUGAAUAAGCCAAAGGGUAAAACAGAAAGCCCAGUCCAUACUAAAAGGGGUAGAAGAGGGAUGAAGAUUAAAACAGUGUCAGCUAAAGAUGAUAUUUGUAUUGAGCAAGGACAAACUAUUGAUGAUGACAAGGAUCAAGUUGAUGAAAAAUCUUCAAAGUUAAAAGACAAGGAAAAAGAUCACACUGAUGUAAGGAACAAUGAUAAAACUUUACAAAGUGAAUCAGUUUUAAACAUUGAUAGUACUUUGGAGAAAGAAUACUAUGACAAAGAUGGCAGAUUAAAUCAAAGUGAUAGUAGCAUUGUUCAAGGAGAGAGAGAUAAUAUUGAUACUUUAAGUGAUAAGAACUCUUUGCUAACUGAAGCUACAAAUACUUCAUAUGCAACUAAAUAUGUUGAAGAUGUCAAAGGAGAAGAGGCUAGAUCAAAAGGUUUAAGUCAAGAACAUGAAGACAUUGUAUCUGAAUUACAACUUCAUUUAUCAGAGUCUACUCCUGGCAGUGAUCAAGAUUUUGUUGCUACGAAGGUAGACACCGUGGGGGAAGAAAUAGUUUUCAUUGAUAGUAGUGAUUCAGAAGAUGAAGUCACCAAUGUAGAUCAAGAUAAUGAUUGUAUCAAAAACAUUAAAACUGUCAGUAAAUCAGAAACGGAAUCCAAUGUGGAAAAAGUUAGUUCACCUAUGAGGAGCAAUUCACCAAGUGCAUUAGAAGAUAAAUCACAAGCUCAAAGUAAAGGUAUGAUGUUACUGAAAUAAUCUUUAUUCAUUAUUGACAUGUAAUUAUUUCUACGUCCCUCAAAGCAGUUGUUUUCCCACAUUUCAACGCUAUUUAGAAAAAG